Messenger RNA from Salvelinus namaycush (lake trout), 2852 nucleotides. It is a transcript of the gene tesk2, whose product is annotated as testis associated actin remodelling kinase 2. Gene Ontology annotation, molecular function: ATP binding; protein serine/threonine kinase activity. The coding region runs from base 513 to 2492 and encodes 659 amino acids. Gene Ontology annotation, cellular component: cytoplasm; nucleus. Lineage: Eukaryota; Metazoa; Chordata; Actinopteri; Salmoniformes; Salmonidae. Gene Ontology annotation, biological process: protein phosphorylation; actin cytoskeleton organization. The record is from RefSeq and is a predicted model, not a curated record. The transcript has 11 exons.
CUGCGCAGCAGAGCUGUCAAAAUAUUGAAAUAUCUAACCACGGCAGACGGCAAUUGUGUCUUACUAAUGAGAAAACAAAAUACCACAUAAGGGGGACUGUGAGUUUACGGUUUAAGGUCAACUAUACUUCGUGUAGUUAGCUAGAGUUACUUCGGCGUUGGCUGCAUAACUUCUAGUUUUUUAGCUAGCAUCUUGUCUUGGACUGUUGACAAACUAAACUAGCUAACGUUAUCUAGCUAUACCAGCGAGCUAGCCAACUAACCACAAUAAAGUUAGCCGGCUAGAUAACGUUACUCUACUAGCUCGUGCAUGGUGAGUAUAUCAAAUAGCCUGCAAGCUAUUAUUGCAAUGAGAUGGAACUAAGUUUGGCCUGUUUCAUCAAGUUGUUGAAGAGUCCAUCAUCUCAUCAUUUUAAUGACACACGGCAAGGGCUGUAAAGAGUUGCAAAGGAGUUGUCGAAAAUGUGAAACUUUCAUCGAGGAGUCCCCCACAGAGUUCACAGUGAAGAGGCAAUGAUGGAUCGGAACAAGCGCAACUCCAUCGCCGGCUUCCCCUCCAUGAGGCCUGACCGGCUCAAUGACCUGGAUGGUGGAGGAGGGGAAUGGGCCCCGUCUCAGCUGGGAAGAGUGUGCCCCUCAUCCUACCGUGCCCUGAUCAGUGCCUUCUCCUGCCUGACGCGCCUUGAUGACUUCAUUUGCGAGUGGAUCGGCUCUGGCUUCUUCUCAGAGGUCUACAGGGUGCGCCACAGAGUGUCGGGCCAGGUGAUGGCUCUGAAGAUGAACAAACUGAGCAGUAAUCGAGCCAACAUGCUGAGAGAAGUCCAACUGAUGAACAGACUGUCCCAUCCCAAUAUCCUCCGGUUCAUGGGUGUGUGUGUUCAAGAAGGCCAGCUCCAUGCUCUGACUGAGUACAUCAACGGUGGGAAUCUGGAGCAGCUGUUGGACAGCGACAAGCCUCUGAGCUGGGCUACCAGGCUCAAGCUGGCCUGUGAGAUUGCCAAUGGCCUGGGCUACCUGCACUCCAAAGGCAUUUUCCACCGGGACCUAACCUCCAAAAACUGCCUGAUCAAGUCUGAGGAGAAUGGCUACACGGCAGUGGUAGGGGACUUUGGUCUUGCUGAGAAGAUUCCCAACCAAGAUGUUGAGGGGGAGAAGCUGGCGGUGGUGGGCUCUCCCUUCUGGAUGGCUCCCGAGGUGCUGAGAGAUGAACCCUACAAUGAGAAGGCAGAUGUGUUCUCCUACGGUAUUGUCCUCUGUGAGAUCAUCGCCCGAAUACAGGCUGACCCCGAUUACCUUCCUCGCACUGAAAACUUUGGCCUGGAUUAUCAUGCCUUCCAGCACAUGGUAGGAGACUGUCCUCAUGACUUCCUACAGCUGGCCUUCAACUGCUGCAACAUGGACCCCAAGCUGCGGCCCUCAUUCCCUGAGCUCGUCAAGAGGCUGGAGGAGAUCCUGUGUCGGCUGAAGGCAGAGGAGUCUGGACGAGAGAGGAUCCCCCUCAGUGGGGAAAAUGACAAGAAGACCAUCCCCAAAGGUCCAGGUGAAAAGGUCCAGGGGAUUAAGAGGUUAAACUCGUUGGGUCUGCAGGACGACAAGAUCCCUCCCAAAUCGCCGCGUCCUCGUCGCAACAUCUGGCUCUCCCGCAGCCAGUCAGACAUCUUCUCCCGCAAGCCAGGCAGGAAAGUCAAUGUCCAUGACCCUUACUACAACCCGGGCCCCAGGGCCAUGCCAGGGGCCCGCAAGAUCAACCCCUUCAAUGCCCGUGAGGACCUGUGCGGAGGCAAAAUCAAGUUCUUUGACGUGCCAAGCAAGUCAGUGUUCUCCCUGAUGUUCGACUUGCACUCUCUCCAGGACAGCGUGUUUUCCUCUGGGACCCAAACCCACUCUGGAGCCCCCGUCCACCCGGGCAUGUGGCAGGAGACCUGGUUCACUGGCAGGCAGUGCCGCUCUCUGCCCGCCUCCCCGCAGCUGGCCCUCUCAGAUGGCUCCUGCCCCCCAGCCUCUUGUACCCUCUCUGCCACUGUCUACAAGUGUGACCCGGCCCAGCUGGGCCAAGAGGUCAGGCAGAAGGUGUUCAGCGCCUGGGCCAGGAAAUAUGCUGUGAUGGAGAUCCCGCCAUACCAUGGAGGUCAAGAAACUGUAAAGAAAGAGGAGGAGAACAGAGUAGAUGAGAGCUGGUUUCCCUCUCCCAUGCCCAGUGACAGUGCAGAGGCUAUGGACUGCUCCAGCAGCCAAGGGAGCCCAGUGGAGGACAAGGACAAACACUUCUUCUACCCCAUGCAGGCCCAGAAUGGAGGCCCAGUGGAGGACAGUAGGGGCGUAGUGUCUAUGUGUGAGGAGAUGGAGGCUGAGGACCAGGAGGGCAUGCAGCAGCAGCAACAGACCUCCUGUUCCACUGUCACCCUCAGCCCAGCCACAAACGGAGGCCAUCUGAGUCCCAUUGUACUGGUGCCAUGUACGGCCAUACACGCCUCCACAGAACUGCCAUCUUAAGUGUGACAUCUAGGACUAAAACAGGUCAUGGAGAAAAGGCGCGUUGAGAGAGACACUCCUCAGAGAGACCCUCAGAUCAUCGUAAUCGAUGCUUUGCAGAUAGAGGUUAUUUUUUCAAGCUUGUUUUUAUUUAAUAUACUGAAAAGUCUUUUUUUCUUAAAGGUGUCCCUAAACCAGGGGUCUUCUAAUUCCUUGAGGUUAUUUGUGUGUAUGCUGGUUUUAAAUCACUGCCUACUCCUUAAUGUUUUAUUGUGAUUAUAUUCUGCCCCAUAGGGAAAUGCAUGGGAGUACAUGUACAGUUGAAGUCGGAUGUUUACAUACACCUUAGCCAAAUACAUUUAAACUCAGUCUUUCACAAUU